GGCUUUUUCUCUCCCGUCGUACUUUUGUCGCGCUGCAAGAAUGCCUCUGGCGAUAGGUCUUGGUGAUGGACAUGACAGCGGUGUGGAGGUGGAGGAUGACGAUCUCCUGUACGACGAUGGCGGGAGUUCGUUCAUCAACAGUUCCGGGCUCAGUUCCACGACCUCGCUAGCCUCCAGUAUUAAGAAUUAUCAAUAUGAAAACGGUCGUCGGUAUCACGGAUUUAAAGAGGGCAUCUACACCAUGCCAAACGAUGAGCAAGAACAAUCUCGUCUCGAGCUCCAUCACCACAUCCAUCGAUUGAAACUUGACGGUCAUUUGUAUCGCUCGCCCAUACGCCGAGGUGUCUCCUCAAUCUUGGACCUGGGAACUGGCACCGGGACUUGGGCAGUUGAAGUGGCAGAUAUGUUUCCAGAAGCCCAAGUGAUAGGGAAUGACCUCAGUCCAAUCCAGUCUCCCUGGGUUCCUCCCAACCUGAGCUUCGAGAUUGAUGAUUUCGAAUCCGACUGGACCCACGAAAUCCAGUUUGACUUUAUUCACGCCCGCGAUCUUCAAGGCUCCGUGUCGAAUUACGAUCGGCUCGUCAACCAGGCAUACGAUCAUCUGAAUCCCGGUGGAUGGUUUGAGUUUGCCGAGGUCGACCUGAUUGUGUGCGGUGACGACGACACCAUCCACCGAGCGAAGGCCCUGCAGGAGACAACUCGACUUGUGAAGGAGGCCAGUGCCAAAAUGGGCAGAGUUAUGGGCACGGCGACAGAGCACAGACGGCGUCUCGCAAACGCAGGCUUCGUCAACAUCAGGGAAGAUAUUUAUAAGAUGCCUUGGUCGCCAUGGCCCAAAGAUCCGAAAUUGAAGGAGCUCGGCAAGUAUUAUCAGGUCAACAUGUUGGAGUCACUCGAUGCGUACAGCCUGGCACUUUUAACGCGAGUGCUGAAUUGGCCUGUCGAGGACGUUCAUGUGCUGCUUGAUGCCGCCCGCGCAGAGCUUUUAGAUCGGAGCAUUCAUACUUAUGCGAAGUGGUUUCACGUCUAUGGUCAAAAGCCUAGGAAUGUGUGACUUUUCUAUGUUUCCCAGCGUUUUAGCCUCUGUAAUUAGUUUCGUUUUGGCUAUCUUAUGCUACUUUGAUG
Aspergillus steynii IBT 23096 is the source of this 1125-nucleotide messenger RNA. RefSeq names its product class I SAM-dependent methyltransferase. The record is from RefSeq and is a predicted model, not a curated record. The transcript is spliced from 11 exons. Bases 41 to 1054 code for a protein of 337 amino acids. Gene Ontology annotation, molecular function: methyltransferase activity. Lineage: Eukaryota; Fungi; Ascomycota; Eurotiomycetes; Eurotiales; Aspergillaceae.